Molecule: messenger RNA, 921 nt
Organism: Encephalitozoon cuniculi GB-M1
Lineage: Eukaryota; Fungi; Microsporidia; Unikaryonidae
Exons: 1
Coding region: 1-921 (306 amino acids)
Source: RefSeq, marked provisional
AUGGAGGGAAUCAAGUUUGCUGAUGUGUUGCGGUCCUUUGAGAAGAAAGCAGAGGACGACGAGUAUGUAAGUGUGGAAAGAGACUACAACGAGCGGAAGGUUAUAGAGAAUGAUGUCAGGCGCACGGAGCUGCUGGGCGUGGAUAAGAGAAACCGCAAGGUGAUCAAGGUUCUCAAGAGGUUGCUUUUUGUAGAGCUUGACAAGAUUCCGAUUAAGUAUACGCAGGGGAUGAGCGAGAUAGCAUCUGUGUUUGUGCUCUACUACUUUCAGAACAUUGUCGAGGAGGAGGUGGCCAAGGGAGUGCUGGCCAGCGGAUCGGAUGAAGAGUCUGCAGAGGAAUCUGCAGCCGACGGAUUUUCCGAGCAGUUUAUUGAGGCACCAGAAGACGAAAAUGUAGAGCUUAAAAGGUUUGUCUCGAGGCACAAGGACACGACGGCCAUCCUUGGAAUUGUGCUUACAAACGUGUUCAGGAGAAAGCUGGAACCACUGGUUGUUGACGACUUCAAGCUGUAUAAGGAAAACAUGAGGAUAUUUGUGGAGAUGAUGAAGAAGAAGGGCAUAAGGAUUCCAGAGCUAGAGAGCUACAAGUUCAUGGGAUCCAUCCUGACGUUCUUCCUAAGAAAUCUGUCGAGAAUGGAGGAUGUUCACAAGGUAUUUGAAAUAAUCUUGUCGUGUCCCAAUACCUGUCCGUUUCUCCUGCUGGUGCUGUUCUAUGAUAAGAUUUCCAACGGUAAAACCAUAGACAGUAUCGUCAACAACGACCUGUUUCCAAAGGUGGUUAAGCUUGAGGAAGAGUUUGUUGAGACAAAGAAGAGGGUUGAAAGCAGGUCUGGGUUUUCUCGGAUGAGGGUCAUGCUGGUUGGUGGGAUUGCUAGCAUAGUUGCUGCUGUUGUUGUGUACAAAAUAACAAAAAAGGAAUAA